Molecule: messenger RNA, 5728 nt
Organism: Andrographis paniculata
Lineage: Eukaryota; Viridiplantae; Streptophyta; Magnoliopsida; Lamiales; Acanthaceae
Product: formin-like protein 20
Exons: 19
Coding region: 646-4965 (1439 amino acids)
Source: RefSeq, a predicted model, not a curated record
AAAAUCAUCACCAUCAUCAUCAUCAUUAUCAAAACCCGACAUCUGAUUAUCAAAGCAAACCCGAUUCCUCAUUCCAGGGCCUGCCUGAAUCAUCAUCGAACCAAUUCUUGGAUGGAUGGAUGGAUGAACAAGAUGUGCCCACCGCACACUGACUCAUGACCGAAUCCGGAAAGAGAAAACGAAUCCGACCAACACCUGGCACCAUCAUCCCACUUGUACCUCUGCAAACCAAGCAGGGCGUACUAACUAAACCCCGCCACAACCAAUCCAGAUCCCGAUUACCAGACUCGCCGGAGCUGCUACAGCUCCACCAACUACUCAAAACCUACACAUUCGUUGUCCGACUUUGUCGAUCGCCGGAAUACGACGUUUCGGAAGGACUCGAACGGUUUUCUUGCCGGCAGAUCUCAAAUGAUGGUUUCCGAUCACUUUGGGAAUUAACGACUUAAUUUACUGUUGGAUUUCUGCGGGUCAAAGCCCUCUGCUGCUAGGGUUGAUUCACCGCUGACUUGCGGUUCCAAUUUCGAUCGGAUUUGUUCGAUUUUGGGAUCGCAUUGCGGCGGUAAGUGGUGAGCGUUGAAGAUCUGUUAAAAUUUUGGCGUAUCUUGGAAGAUUGAAUUGGGGAGGUUGAAUCCAGUUUGGUAGAUGGCGCUGUUUAGAAGAUUCUUCUACAGGAAGCCGCCGGAUCGGCUGCUCGAGAUCUCCGAGAGGGUCUACGUGUUCGACUGCUGCUUCUCAACCGAUGUGCUCAAUGAAGAUGAGUACAGAACAUACAUGAAUGGGAUUGUGGCUCAGCUACAGGAUCACUACCCUGAAGCUGCUUUCAUGGUUUUCAAUUUCAAAGAAGGCGAUCGAAGGAGCAAGUUAUCGGACGUUUUGUCACAGUAUGAUAUGACAGUAAUGGAUUACCCUCGGCAGUAUGAAGGGUGUCCGCUGUUACCAUUGGAGAUGGUCCACCACUUCCUUAGGUCCAGUGAGAGCUGGUUGUCGCUCGAGGGCCAGCAAAAUGUUGUUUUGAUGCACUGCGAAAGGGGAGGGUGGCCUGUGCUGGCUUUCAUGCUUGCUGGUCUUCUUCUGUACCGAAAACAGUACACGGGGGAGCAGAAAACUCUUGAAAUGGUGUACAAGCAAGCACCUCGGGAGCUUCUUCAUCUUUUGUCUCCGUUGAAUCCUCAACCGUCUCAGCUCAGAUACCUUCAGUAUGUUUCGAGAAGAAAUUUUGGUUCAGAUUGGCCGCCGUCAGAUACUCCUCUGGCUUUGGAUUGUGUUAUUCUUAGAAACCUUCCAAUGUACAAUGGCGGGAGAGGAUGUCGGCCGGUGGUUCGCGUGUAUGGUCAGGAUCCUUCUUUGAAGACAUCCACUAGAAAUUCUAAGCUUUUGUUUUCAUCAUCUAAGCUGAAAAAGCGUAUUCGUCUCUAUCGAUCGGAAGAGUGUGAACUUGUUAAAAUCAAUCUCCGUUACCACGUCCAAGGAGAUAUUGUUCUCGAGUGCAUACAUUUGGAGGAUGAUCUAGUGCGGGAAGAGAUGAUUUUUAGAGUUAUGUUCCAUACGGCAUUCGUUAGGUCAAAUGUUCUGUUGCUAACACGCGAUGAUGUUGAUGUUCUUUGGGACGCCAAGGACCAAUUCUCGAAAGAAUUUAAAGCCGAGGUGCUCUUUUUAGACACGGACUCUGUGCAUUCGAUUGCAAGCUCGGAAGAAGCAGCAAGUGAAGAUGACAACGAAGCAGAAAAUGCCUCUCCGGAGGAAUUUUACGAGGCAGAAGAGAUAUUCAGCAAUGCUAGCGAUAUAGUUCAGUCUAAUGAUGAGGAAAAAGGCAGUAAUCAUGCAAAUCAUAAAGAAUUCUUGAAAGAUGAUUUGGAUCAUCAUACAUUUGAAGAUUGUUCUUCCGAAGAGGGGAUCAACGGACAUGAUGGCAAGAUGCACCCGGGUAGCAAGCAAAAUGAAGAAGUACCUCCAGCAAAGGAUAUCGAUAGGCAGGUUCAACAGCAGAAAUAUGGCGCCGAUAAUAAUGGUAAUAACAAUAAGCUGAAAUCGGAUAAGGGGUCUACAACAGGGUCGAAAAAGCAGGCAGGUUCUGGUUUGAAGACUGCUUCAGAUGGAGUUGGUACAAACAAGAAAUCUAAGCAGCAAGAGCCGCAGGGAGUGCGGGUGGCUAAGCCAACUGCUGUGUCAAGGUGGAUUCCGUCGAAUAAAGGUUCUUACACUGAUUCGAUGCAUGUUUAUUAUCCGCCAUCGAGAUAUAACAGUGCUCCUGCAGCAUUAGCUGUUGCGAAAGAUGCCUCUCCUGGGGGAAAAUCUGGUCCGACAUCUUCGGAAAUGACUACAUCCAGGAGAAGUUCGGCAUCAGGGCGCCCAAAGAGUGGAUCGGGUUCGACAUCAGUAGGAUUAUCUCAAGUUAAAGAGGUUGUGUCCCCUAGGCUGCCUUCUACUCCUGAAUUAGAAAAUGAUGUCUUAGAUAACUCUUCAUUAUCCCCAUCCCCUUUAGCUUCCUCUGCUCAACCGCCGCUGCCACCACCACCUCCUCCUCCCCCUCCUCCACCUCUUUCAUAUGGGCCAUUGAUUAGCAAGCCGCCCCCACCUCCACCUCCUCCUCCACCUCCACUUCCUUCAUAUUCUCCUCCCCCUACAUCAUUUCCAUAUACAAAUACAAGCUCAUGGUCAACUUUACAAGAAACUAUCCCUACCCCUCCCCCUCCGCCUCCUCCUCCUCCUCCUCCUCCUCCUCCUUUCUCUCUUAGUACACAAACUAUUGGUAGAGUUUUUACACCUCCACCUCCGCCGCCACCUCCACCUCCUCUUCCACCCUCCAACUAUGUUGCACAUUUGCCUCCACCGCCACCGCCACCUCCCCCUCCACCUCCUCGUAUAGGGGCACCGGCACCACCUCCACCUCCUCCUCCACCACCUUCUUUACAUGUAGCUUCUUUCUCUUCACAAACAUUCCCACGUCCUACACCACCUCCUCCACCUCCACCUCCUCCUCCAAUGCAUGGAAGUGUAACACUUACUGCAUUUGGUGCUCCACCUCCACCACCACCACCACCUCCGCCGCCUUCACAUGGGGCACCCCCUCCACCACCUCCGAUGCGUGGGGGUUUAGCACCACCUCCACCACCUCCUCCCCCACCAGCUCCGGUACGAGGAGGUUCAACACCACCUCCACCUCCUCCUCCCCCAAUGCAUGGUGGAUUGGCACCUCUUCUAUCACCUUCUCUUGGAGGUCAUAUACCUGGCCCUCCUCCACCCCCUCCUCCUCCCGGAGGUCGUAUACCAGGCCCUCCUCCACCCCCACCUCCUCCCGGAGGUCGUAUACCAGGCCCUCCUCCACCCCCGCCUCCCCCUGGAGGUCGUACACCUGGCCCUCCUCCACCCCCACCUCCCCCUGGAGGCCGUGCACCAGGCCCUCCUCCGCCCCCACCUCCUCCUGGAGGUCAUUUACCUGGUCCUCCUCCACCUCCACCUCCACCCGGAGGUCGUCCCCCUGGCCCUCCUGCACCCCCACCUCCCCCUGGAGGUCGUACACCUGGCCUUCCUGCACCCCCACCUCCUCCUGGAGGUCGUGCAUCUGGUCCUCCUGUACCCCCACCCCCUGGACCUCCAAGACCACCAGGGAGUGGACCUCCGCCACCUCCACUCGGUGGAAAGGUUCCAUCAAUGGAGAAUAGAGGAUUGUCAUCUGGUAGGGGACGAGGGCUUUUGCGUCCUGGGAUGUCAGCUGGCACAGCCCCUAGGAGACCUACUUUAAAGCCACUUCAUUGGAGCAAGGUGACAAGAGUAUUACAAGGAAGCUUGUGGGAAGAAUUACAGAGAUUUGGGGAGCCACAAAUGGCACCAGAAUUUGAUGUAUCAGAACUUGAGUCUCUCUUCUCUGCCACUGUCCCAAAGUCAGAUGGUGCAGGUGGCAAAUCUGAAGGGCGCCGAAAGUCUACUGGUUCUAAGCCUGACAGAGUCCAUCUGAUUGAUCUAAGGAGGGCCAACAACACUGAAAUUAUGCUCACAAAAGUCAAAAUGCCACUCGCUGAUAUGGUGGCAGCAGCACUUGCAAUGGAUGAAUCAAUUUUGGAUGCUGACCAGGUGGAAAACCUCAUUAAGUUUUGCCCAACCAAGGAAGAGAUGGAGCUUCUCAAGGGCUACACUGGUGACAAGGAUAACUUGGGAAAGUGUGAACAGUUUUUUCUGGAGCUGAUGAAGGUGCCUCGUGUUGAAUCUAAAUUAAGGGUUUUCUUAUUCAAGAUUCAGUUCAAUUCCCAGGUGUCGGAUUUCAAGAAGAGUCUGAACACUGUAAAUUCUGCUUGUGAAGAGGUUCGAAGAUCUUUCAAAUUGAAAGAGAUUAUGAAGAAAAUCUUAUACCUCGGAAAUACAUUGAAUCAAGGAACUGCCAGAGGUUCUGCCGUUGGAUUCAAAUUAGAUAGUCUUCUGAAGCUAAUAGAUACACGUGCGACCAACAACAAGAUGACACUUAUGCACUAUCUUUGUAAGGUGCUUGCCUCAAGGACGCCAGAGCUUCUAGACUUUCAUAACGAUCUUGUUAGCUUGGAAGCUGCCUCGAAGAUUCAAUUAAAAUCUUUGGCAGAAGAAAUGCAAGCUAUUAUCAAAGGUUUAGAAAAGGUAAAGCAGGAAUUGGCAGCUUCGGAAAAUGAUGGUCCUGUGUCAGAUACAUUUCGCAAGACAUUGAAGGAAUUCCUGAGUGUUGCCGAGACUGAAGUACUCUCUGUAACUAAUCUAUACUCUGUGGCGGGGCGAAAUGCAGAUGCACUUGCUCUAUAUUUUGGGGAAGAUCCUGCUCGAUGCCCAUUUGAGCAAGUUACGGUCACCCUCUUGAAUUUUGUGAGGAUGUUCCGGAAAGCACACGAGGAGAAUUGUAAACAGGUCGAACUGGAAAAAAAGAAAGCUCAAAAGGAGGCUGAAAUGGAGAACGCAAAGGGAAUUAAUCUGACUAAGAAAGGCCUGAAAAGUGGGAGCUGAAUGUUUCUCUAGAAAUCCAUAGUCCCUUUACGGCGCCCACCGUCUUGGAUGAAGAUCUUUGAACUGAUGGACGCCGACCAACCGGGAGGCCUCGCUUUCGAGAAGUAUCUAUGCACUAUACAGUCUUACAAAUGGAGCGAGGGUGGGGCGCUUUUUAAUGCCCUACAAAACACAAAUCCCUUGGUCGAAUGCAAUCAAGAAGUGGCUAUGGCUAGUCGGGAUUUUCUUACACUGAUCUGCAAGCGGCCUUGUUGUGUCUAGGCUGUUGAAUGAGGGAGUUGUAGCUUAAGAAGAGGAAUUUUCUAUCCAAAGCUUUCCUCGGGUCCCUACCCAAAGGCCGGUCAGAAUGUAGCGGGCGCGCAUGUACAGAGAGAGCUCUAACCUAUAUAUAUAUAUAUAAACUGACGAAUGCUGAUUCUUUGUGACAGCAACAAUGUGUUGGAUUCGGUUCAGUUCUGCAGUCAGGUUUGCAUUCAAAACCUUCUCAUGCAGCCGAGUUAUAUAUAUAUAUAUAUAUAUAUAUGUAGUUUUAGAACUUAGCGAGAUUUAUUAGAUUAGAUGAGAUUACAUACCAUUGAAUUCUGGCAAUGUUGCCAUAAAUAAAUAAAUCAGAGGCAUUUGGAAUUUGAGCUGAAAAAUCUGUUGGAAAAUACAAAAAUGCCCCUGGACGGUAUUAUAGCUAAGGUUUCACACCUGCCUAAUUUAAUGUGUAGAAUAAGGAAUGUUUGUAAGAGUGCACUGGUUAAAGGCUAUUUUAUUGUUU